CAGAAGUGCCUAAUGCAGUACAGUGGGCGCGCGAGCUAAUCACUAAUCAGUAAUAACUAUCAUAGUAUUGUCACUGUGCAGAUGAUCAGCCGCAGUGAUCAGUGAGUACAGCGCGCGCCGGCGGGGAGCUCAGCUCAGCGACUGAUUAUUGAUUAUUGAUUGGUGAUAGAUAAGGCUGCAGGCCGCAGUGGAGACCCCGGCAUGUCUGUGGAGGGGCUCAGCGCAAACCAGCGCGCGCACAGGACGAGCUUUGACUCUCUCAUCGCCGGUCGGGCUCUGAAGAAGCGGAGGCUGCAGAGUGAUCAGGAGCUCCAGCAGGCGGCGCUGCAGCUCAUCUCCCACAACAAUGACCUCUCUGAACUUAUGCUGGAGACUAGAGCUGGCCCUCAGGAAAGGGGAGGAGUCUGUGAUCAUACUGACGAUGUUCAGACUGCUGGAAAGAUUACAGGGUCACUUCUGGUAGGUGAGUUGCAGAGGCAGGCAGGUGAGCUGGGGGUUCCAGUGGGGGUCCUGUGUGUGAGGGUGUUGACGGAGAAGCUCACAGGAAUAAACAUGCAGGGGGACAGAGAGAUGGCCAUGAUCAAGCCUACUCAGAGGGCUAAGCUAAUCGUGAUUCUGCAGGCGGUGCAGGAACUGCUGGGUUUGUUCAGCCCCAAACUGCUCUGGCAGCAGUACUGGAAAACACAGCCAGUACUGGAGGUGGUGUUCCAUCUACACAGGGAGAAGAUCCUACCACUAGAGUACACACUGCACAGUGAUCCUGCAGUGUGUGAGUGGUUGGUGUGUCAGUUACAGGGUGUGUGUGAGAGCAGAGUGAGUGACCCGGAAGACACGGAUGUUAGAAAACAGAUUCUGUCCAGUGUGGUGUGUGUGCUGGUGCGAGCUGGGUUUGAGGAGGGACAGGAUGCAGCUGUACCUCAGUCCUGCUGUUCGGUGCUGGACCACAUGCUCUCCUGGCAGUUGGAGUCUGUUGGAGAAACAGAGUGCUCUCGGUCUGUUCCGGCUGCUGGAGUUUGGCUCCAGGUGUUUGACCCAUCGCUGUUUGGGGUUUCUGUGUCUGAGGAGGUGCUGCGAUGCUUUUUCAUACACUCCCUUACACACAUCUUCACACACCGGCCUCGGCUGAAAGUGUCGGACGCCAUCUCAAUGCAGAGCCAGUGGAGCUUCACUAAAACCCCGCCUCUGCUCACAGCCCUCUACUCUAAGGUGUGUGCGCUGUUUCAGGUGGAGGAAGUGUUCGCUCACCUGCAGCAGGUGUUGGAAACUCAUGAGGUGAACUGGCAAAACGUUCUUUCCUGUGUGUCCACACUGCUGGUGUAUGACAAACGCACACAAAGCUGCCUAAAAGAGCUGCUGUACAGGCUCCUGACUGCAGCGUUUGAGACGUAUGAUAUGGAGAGGAUGAUCACAGGGUUCCUGUUGGCUCGCCAGGCUGCGCUAGAGGGUCCGGCUGUGUUCCCCUCCUACAGAGACUGGUUUAAGAUGGCUUUUGGCGGGGCCAGCAGUUACCACAGCAAUAGCAAGAAGUCGUUGGUGUUUCUGUUGAAGUUCCUGUCGGACAUUGUUCCGUUUGAGCCCCCUCAGUAUCUAAAAGUGCAUGUGAUGCAUCCUCCUCUGGUGAUGGUGAAGCACCGCUCCGUGCUGCAGGAGUACGUGGCUCUGGCGCGGACGCGUCUCUCUGAUCUAAAGGUGUCUGUAGAGGAGAUGGGACUGUAUGAGGUGGUCUCUGGUAAUGUGGCUGAGGAGCAGUGUCCAGCUCAGCAGGAUGUGGAGAAGGCUGUAGCUCUGUUUGAAAGUACAGGCAGAAUAUCUGCUACAGUGAUGGAGGCCAGUAUUUUCAGGCGACCAUAUUUUCUGUCCCGGUUCCUCCCUGCUUUGUUGAAACCACGAGUUCUCCCAGAGGAACCGGACUACAGGAUGAACUUCAUUGAAUCUCUUAGGAAAGCAGAGAAGAUACCAGUGGCUCUGUACUCGUCAUACAUAGAGUCAUGUCUAAGACAGAAGCACACACACAUACAUGGUGUUUGUAGCUCCCUUGACCAGAAGGAAAAUCCCCUGCUGACCGUUCAGACUCAGUUACUGGAGCUGAGGCGAUUGCUGUCUGCAGCAGCUAGUGAAGGAGAUAUUCGAGCUCAGUUGGCCCUCGUUUCUUACACUCUCAGCAGUGUGUGGGCUGAGGGGCCGGAUAGUUCAAGCGCAGACACUGUUGUGACACUGGCCUUGGACCAGCCUCCUCCAUCACACACCACUGCUGCGGUGGUGAAUCUUAUUCUGCAGAGUUUUUGUCAGUGUGUUCUGGAGGCGUGUAGAGUCAGCCCACCCAACAGACAUGUUCAGUGGGCAGGCCAGUUUGUGAAGGUGUUGGUAGGGCACACUCAGCUUUACUCAGCGCUGCUGCAUCGACUGUUCCAACUACUGCACUCUCAGGGUCCAUCUUUGGCUGGUUCUCAUGUUCUGGGUCUGGCUGUGCUCCUGGUGGAGCUGCAUGCGUGUAGAAGUGUGUGUUCUCCAGUCAGACUGAGCUCCACACACUCCUCCUCUUUCUCUCCAGCCGAGGCUCUGAGCACUACCCUGCCCAUCUCCACCAAACACCACAUGAACUUCUCUCUCCGGUUGUGUGUGGCUGCUGUGUGCUAUGCUGUGUGUAGGUCCUGCUUUCACACUGAAGAUCUCUCACACUUCAUCCCCCCCAAUCUCUAUAGGCAGCUGCUGUUCCUCAUGCCCAGGCUCAUGCCAGACAUGCGGCCAUGUGUGUUAGCAGAGGUAAAUGCAGAUGUGUGCAGCGAGGAAGAAAAUGAAAUGGAGUAUGUGUCCACUUGGUCAAAUAUUGUUGACCCCAGUGUGUGUGUGAGAAGCUCAGCCAGAGCGCUGUGGGCGCACAACACUGUCCGGAAGCUGCAGAACCAUCUGAAAUACCAGCUGUCCUUUUCACAAUGGUUGAGGGCUGAGCUCCGAGUGCAGCGCAGUGUGGACGCUCUUACUGAUACAGAGAGGCAGGUAUAUGAGCGCUGGGUGUGUCAGCAGUGGUUUCUCCCACGAUGUGUGAGCUCUGGAGGCUGUGGAGGAGACUUGGAAACUGCAUGCAGAGGCAUCGUCACUGCUCUGCUGGAUACAGGCAUCCUGCCGGUGCAGUUUCCCCGUGCCCCCCCUCACAUAGACAGCUGCUGUACAGACAUCCUCUCCAGACUGCAGGAGCUACUGUGGGAGCUGCAGUGUUCUAGGCUAGGAAACAGAACGGUGAGAGAAGAGGGACAUUUCCUCUGGGAGAUAAUAAACCGCACCUGCACUGACCCCUCAGACUCAUCAGACCCUGAAAGCUUGAACAGAGACCUGCAGUUACAGAGAUCAAUGCACGCCUGUAACAGUGUGUUGUUGGCGGUCCCGGCUGUAGUGCUGGUAGGAGUGCAGUUUAUUGGGGGGAGGAGUGUACUGGACUGUCAUGCUCUAAUGGAGAACAUUAACACUCAUCAGAGGAGGGUUUGCUCUCCAGCUGGUGUUCUGACCUGUUCCCUCACGGCUCACUUCCUCACAGCUGUGUUCAGUGCGAGUGUGAGGUGUGAAUCUCCUGCUGAAGCUGUGAACUUGGCUCUGUCUCAGAUCAGCAUGCAGUGUCCCCUCCUACUGCUGUCUGCUGGGCGCUGGUGGAGGUGUAUCUCUCCUGUGAUUUGCUCUUUGUGGGGGAGAAUGGUUGGGGGAGAGGAGCCUGCACUGCUACACCUACUGAACACCUGCCAUGAAUGGGCCAAUGGGUCUGCAGACGGUCUGUUAGCUGUUCCCUCGGCUCCUGCUCCGCUCCUGGCUGUGUGUUUAUACACUACGUUCCAAAAGCAGGGUGGUGACACUAAGCAUAUUACAGCAAACCUUCCACUAUCUGACCACAACCGAGAGGUGCUGGUUUACCUGCUGUUCUUCUAUUUAACAGACUUCCUCUCAGCGCACCUGAAACCCCAGGUUGAUAAGGUUUUGAAUCACUCCAAAGAUGUCAGCGUCCACCUUUUGACCCUGUUGGUAGAUUAUUUUGAUUGGCUUUCACUUUUCCACCAAUCACAAUCUGAGCACAUCAUCUACCGCUGCAUCGCCAAGCUGACCCCGGAUACACUCCUCCGACUGAUGCCUUUUGCCCUUUUCAGUGUUUUGGCAGAAGUAGACCAGUCUGUGUUGAUUCGAGCGGCAAAAGCUCCUGCGUUCCUUCACACAGUAGUGAUGUCAUACACCGCCCUACUGAAGCUUUUUUUGCAUGGACACACGGACACCUGUAGCUCAGGGAAACCCCAUCAGAUUCUGUGUAAAGGUCAGAAGAUCUUGCUAAAGAGCAUCAGUCUGAGUCGCCCUGGCGCUCUCUCUCACAGCCAGCAGAGCCAGCUAGAGGCCGAAUGUACAGAGCUGGAUCCUGAAGUGGCUGCUGCACUGCACAUGCUGCAAUCCCACAACCUUGGCUUAGACGUCUGACAGGACAGAGAAGACACUUUACACCAGAGGUCGACUUGAUAAAUCAGCUGGUUGAUGAUGAUAAUUGGGCUGAUGACCUGCAGUUUGUGUGAGAAUAUAACAGUAUACUGUUCUAACGGAGACACACACUUAUAGAUAAUGAUAUGACAAUAAUAUAUACUGGAGAACUGGAACACUAAACUCAAUCAUACCUAUAAAAAAACAUACAAAUGCAAUAUCAGCAUCAGAGAAACGUUAUAAUACAGAAACACUGCUGCAGUAUUGUAAUGUUUAAGGCUGUACGUUCUGACUUAUCUUUCAGUUCUGAUAAUCAAUAGGGUAAUAUUUACUGUUAUAAUUUGUGAUGUACAAUUAAAGUACACAGUUUGACACAGUAAUCUGGUUUCACUGAUCACAUUUAUUUGUGUGCAGAUAUUUUAAUGUGUUUAGGCUUGAAUGCUGCUCUGCUUCAAAUGUAGAACUAGACUGAAUCACCAGUGUUCGUUUAAAUUCAGCAGAUGGUUCAGUGAGUCCCCUUUAGUCCGGUACAGUUAACCCUGACAAUGGAAGAAAUUGCCGUGUUAGGACUUACAGAUAUGAAAAAAUAAAGUGUGUGUUUUUAGUCAGAUGGAGUGUAUGAGUAAUUAAUCUUAUUUAAAACUGAGGGCCAUGUCUCACUUUUCAGUAACUGUCUCUCCAUGUGUCAGCAGGGAUAACUUUUUUUUCUGGUGUGCUGUAAAAUGCAUGAUGAAUGAAAUAAAUGAUGAUAA
Messenger RNA from Astyanax mexicanus (Mexican tetra), 5198 nucleotides. RefSeq names its product FA complementation group A (gene fanca). Gene Ontology annotation, biological process: interstrand cross-link repair. The record is from RefSeq and is a predicted model, not a curated record. Bases 202 to 4449 code for a protein of 1415 amino acids. Lineage: Eukaryota; Metazoa; Chordata; Actinopteri; Characiformes; Acestrorhamphidae. Gene Ontology annotation, cellular component: Fanconi anaemia nuclear complex. The transcript is spliced from 42 exons.